Messenger RNA from Bipolaris oryzae ATCC 44560, 3150 nucleotides. RefSeq lists its product as uncharacterized. NCBI's taxonomy places the organism in Eukaryota, Fungi, Ascomycota, Dothideomycetes, Pleosporales, Pleosporaceae. Gene Ontology annotation, cellular component: cytosol; cytoplasmic stress granule. The record is from RefSeq and is a predicted model, not a curated record. The coding region runs from base 1 to 3150 and encodes 1049 amino acids. Gene Ontology annotation, biological process: positive regulation of translation; mRNA stabilization. Gene Ontology annotation, molecular function: RNA cap binding. The transcript is spliced from 3 exons.
AUGGCAUCGACGUUUUCAUAUGCGCAAGCCGCAAAAGGCAUUUCCACGCCAACCAGCACGAGCAAGCCAGCAUCCGGCUCUGCUACUCCAGCCAAAGACGCAAGCAGCGUCUCUGGCCCAGAUGCUAACGCCUCACCAGCCAACUGGGCUGAAGACGUCGAGGCAGAGUCGCAUUCCGAGCAGCCCCCAGUAGCCCGUGAGGCGCGCACAGAGCAGCCCGCUUCUGUUGUCCCAAAAUCUUCACAGCCUGCAGAUGCCUCGAAUGUAUCUUCACCAGACCUCGGCGCCUCGUCUUCGUCUACUGUGACCAAGGAUGACGAUGUUUCUUCGGUACCGAACACGGCUUCUGAGUCAACCACUUGGGACAACAAGUCUCAAGCCUCUACUUCAGUCGACAAGUCGGUCGAGCCGGUUGAAAAGACAUCGGAGAAGGUCAAGAAGGGCAAGAAUGCAGUCGCCAAGGCCCUUCAUGAGGCACCCGUCCCGACCGUCAACCCAUGGAAGAUUCGAGCUGACGAGAUGAAGUCAAAGGUGCAGAAAGCUGCUCCUUCACCUAUUCUGAAUGGUGCUUCGCCAGGGCCCAACGGAGUUGCUGCGAAGAAAGACUCGGCACCCCAUGACAAGGCUGUCAACGGCGAGAGCAGAAAUAGGAGCCGGAACGAAGGUGUUACAGGUCGAAAAGACUUCAAGGGCGAUGCUGAGACUCGCAAUGGUGCCAAGGGCAGGUUUUCGGACAAGGACACAAAAUCGACGUCGAGUGUGCUCCCCCCACCGCCGCACCAUGACCAGGAGUCAUGGCCAACGCCAGAUACCGCUAUUGACGAGGAGCGUAAGAAGGCUCAAGAGAAGGGCGACAAGCCAGAGAAAGAACGCAAGGACGGCGCUCCUACUAGCAAGCAGGAAUGGGUGAAAAUCCCAUACACUCCCUCUGUUGUGUUCAACACACCUUUGCCUAAUGCUGCAAAUGCGAGAAGGGGUGGUAGACCUGGAGGACGCGGUGCAGCGCAGACUGGUGGCAGACCUGCCGGCUUGAGCAAUGGCGCUGAGCAGCUUGAGAAAGACGGCUCGGCACCAAACGGUGAACAAACCAAGGCUGCUACACACGACGCUUCUGUCAAGAAUAAGCGCACUGGUAAUGCAGCAUCCCCGACUUUGAAGAACCAGCUCCCGACGGCCAACGGAGACGGCGCUGUAAAGGCUCAUGGUAACGGAGCCACAGAGUCUGAAGCAAACGCAAAGGGCUCAACGCCGUCGUCCCAAGCACCGCACCAAAAUGGCGCCUACCCCCGCCAGUAUCCCAACAAGCCCCACAAGGGCAGGCGAGGCGAUUUCCACGGUGCUGGAGAGCGCAGAAAGGAUGGUACGUCGUCGCCCACCAAGGAUGGUGUCUGGACUCCUGCUGGAACGCAGGCAGAUGCUUCUGCAGAUGGUGAACGUCGUGCGCCCGCUCAACAAGACGGCCCACACGGCCAUUCGAAGCGUUUUAGUUCAUUCUCCAGCGGGCGUGAACGUGGCCGUGGAGGAGGCCGCGGUGCUCGUGGCGGCUAUGCAAACGGCCACCACUUCACCAACGGACAUUCUUCGACAAGCUUUCCCUUGGGUCCAAGAUCCCCUACGACUUUUGUACCUGAGAGCAACAGUUUCUUCCCAGCCUCCCAGGGCAAGUACGGUCGCAACAGCCACCGGUCGCAGUCACUCUCUACUGACCCCUACCGAUUCCCGGGUUACCAGAAUGGAUAUCCAGUCGCUCCCCUGCAGACAUCUCAUGACAUGUAUUCCUAUGGCAUGGUCCAGCCAAUGAGCGCUGCUUCACCAUACAGCCCAUAUGGGUUUGAUCAGUCCUAUCUCUUCUCAUUGCUCACCACCCAAGUGGAGUAUUACUUUUCUGUUGAUAACCUGCUCAAGGAUAUGUAUCUGCGCCGCCACAUGGACUCCCAGGGAUUUGUUUCUCUCGAGUUCAUUGCUGGUUUCAACCGGAUCAAGCACUUGUCACCCGAACUUGAGCUGAUCAAACUCGUCUGCCAGCAGUCCAAAUCCAUCGAGUACCGCACUGGUGAGGAUGGUCAGGACCGCCUGCGUCGUAAGGACGGCUGGGCACAGUGGGUGCUUGACAUGGCGGACCGUGACCCCUCGGCUCAGAAUGAGGGCCCUAAGGAGCUCAAGCAGCCCCAGAUCACACACCCCGCAGGCUUUGACCCCUCGAGCAUUUCCCAGUGGCAAACAAUGUCGCCCGGAUUCCCUAUGGCUCCUUACGGCACCGACGGUGCAUACCCUCCGAUGAAUGGAUUUCAUCCUGUCGCUCAAGACGCUGGACUGGCGCCGGCAGAGACUGUAGUGAACGGCGCGCCUAUGGAAGAGGCAAAUGGUACCGCCAUUUCGACCGGUCACCCAGUCGAGAGCUCAACAAAGGCUGUGAGUGCAGAACCUGAUUUAUUUUUUGACUGGCAACUUGACGGCUUGACUGUUAUUGUUCGCAAGCAAGUUCAGAAGCAACAAGCAUCGCCUGUUUUAUUUCCACGAACAUUUUCUAAUGGAUCCCUCGAUAGUAAAAAUGGCGCGGCGGGCGAACUGAAUAAGUCGAUCGCAUGUCAAUUCAAAGCCGAAGACGCUAGCUCUUUCAAUGGUAGUGUCGACCAAUGCUCACUCCAAUCGACUUCUUCUUCAGUUCGGCUUUAUUGGGUCAAGGACCAAGACCACCCAGUCCAUUCCAUUCCUUCUGGUUCCUCGCAUGAGUCGUAUUAUCAUCUUCGGUCAAAGGCUCACCGCAAGCGCUCACGAGCCUCUUUUGGCACCACUCCUUACGAUAUGAACGUUCUUUACCAAUUCUGGUCACAUUUCCUGAUUCGGAAUUUCAACCAAUCAAUGUACGAUGAAUUCCACUAUCUGGCUUUUGAAGAUGCCGCCUGCAGGGGUACGGAUGUCGGAAUCUCGAAUUUGAUCAAGUUUUACGGCAAGUCUUUACUGUCGCCUUACGAAGCAAUCCGGUGGCAAGCAGCUUCUGACUACGUCGAUCUGAUCAAGUCCGAGGACGGAUGUCGUGCUUUCGACCAAUUACAAUUGGCCGUCCGCAACGGUGGCAUCGAUCCGGAGAGUUGGGAGCGCAUCAGAGACUUGCUUGAUGCUGAGGCAUUGGCUCGAUUGGCAUCAUGA